UCACAGCAUUCAGGCCAAUCAAGAUGGCGGCGUCCUGUGGUGGUUUUGCCAGCUUUGCUGCUUAGAUUGUUUGAUCACCUUAUGCUAUGCUCGGCUCUCCGUGUUCGCACACCCAGUCGUAAUCUGCAGCGAUGACUCACGGCGCGAGAGGCAAGGCCGGCAAAAAAUCUGCGGCUGCGAAACCGGCGUGCAACGGUAAUGCCGUUCGGUCCUCGUCCAAAUUGCCGUGCGAGAACGUCCGGGGUGAGCCCCUGGACUUUUUCGCCAUUAAUUACGGCAAGAACUUAGUCCAGGAGUAUAUAUUCCGACACCGAGCCUUCAACACUAAGCGAUGGCUCGUGUUAACGCCUCUAUUUCUCGCCUGUUUUCUCCGCUGCGGCCUCCAUACGAGGGGAGUCGACAUCCUUGGGUUAUCCCUCAUCGUAUUGUGUCUUCUCCUGGUUGUGAAACUUCGGCGACGCGUGAAAGAAGAAUCGCUCCUGGUGAUGAGGUCGCUGGGUCUGCAGACCACGACGACAUUCGUGACCGGAAGGCAGGAGUCGAGGUUCAUCAAAAAGGAAAACAUUGAUGACGUCGUCAUUUCGGAAGCAAUAUCCAUGCACAGCGUCAUCUUUUACUUGGUCAUAUUGCUCCACAACGUAGAUUCCAAGGUUCCCAGCCUGGUGCCUUUAUUUCAAAACACCAUGCCGAGGCUCGACGCCCUGAAGAUGGUUUACCGCGGCUGGAGCCUGCAGCAGUGAUGCCGCAUACACAGGCAGUAACCGGAGCUGCCACCAUCAUAUUUUUUUGUUGAUGACUCGCCGUCGACCAAGUCUAUCGGCGUCUUACAACUACUUGCCAUAUUGACUUAUGUAGUGAUCGUUUUUACCAUUUCGGGGGAGCACUGUUCACCGUAGCCAUCCUGGAUGCCGCUCGUGAUCAGCGACGUCCCGUCCUUAUUAUUUACUUAUUUAUAAAAAAGCCCAUCCCUUUUAGAGUUGUGAACUUGCCAAGUUUUUAGUCUAGCUUUUUACGUAGUCAACUAAAAAUGUUCGCAGGCAUGUUGUGCCUGGAAUGAACUUAACUACAUAUCACCUGUGUGUGUACUGUUAGCCUUGCCACAGAGGGAGCUGCUUCAGCUCACCAAUUAGAGCAGAAAGCUUCAACGAUCACUCAGCUGUGAAAACCUUCGUUACCUUAAUGGUGCCCUGCAACACUCUUUGAACAUAUAUUUUUAAAAAAUGCUUCCAAGCAAGGCUCCGUUGAAUAUCUCGCCCAAAUAUUCUUGCACAGCACGUAGCAGUAAGUUAAAAAUGUCACGUCAAAAACGGCCAAAAAACGCUUGCUCUCUCCUCGGCUGUUUUGUUAUAAACUAUGCAGCGGGUGGGAGCAAACAGGUGCAACAGGCACUGGGUCCUUUUAAACAUAUAAUACUAAUACUGACAUAGUAGUGUCUUUCCAAGAUAACUUAAAAGGGUGUUGCAUGACCCUUUUAAACUUACAAUACUGAUACCAAUAUUUCAGGUUUUCUGCUUCAUAACUCAGUGCAUAUCAUGGACCAUAAUGUUGUAUUAUUAAGUGUGAUUUUUACUUUUUUGCUUUCUCUUUUUUUUAUAUAUGUGCAUUGUUAACAGACUUGUUUCAAUUCCCAAAUGCAUUGUUUCAAUCCGGUGCAGAUGCUUGUGACAUACAUAGAUUGUGUGGUCUUUGAUAAUAAUGAUGUCUCAUUGCACACGCUGUACCACUUUUGAAGCCACAGCCAGUGUGUUUAUGUCCUGUUCGCAGCCAAAAAAAGCAAAUUGUAGCAUGCCAUGUGAUGCAGCAGGAUGACAUUUGAAGAACUCGUCGAACUCUCUGAAAGGUCUCAGUACAGCUGAAUGUUGUACAUCGAUGGACUGGGUGCGAAAUACGAAAUCAGUCGUGUACAGUAGAACCUCGUUGAUACGUUCUCGUUUUGUACAAUUUCCCAGUGCCAAUGUUCGCUAUAUUUUUAUCAAGCGAAACUGGGCAAUGUUUUGGUGAGCUUGCGUUGUAUGUUUUCCCGGAUAGUGUGUUUCUUUCUUUUCUUUUUUUUUUCUAAGCGAAGCUUUCAUAACUCGCAGAUUUCAGUGGCGGUGUCGUACGGAAAAAAACCCAGUGCUGGCGAGUGUACAGAAAUGCGAACCUUGAAGGUGCGCCGGUCACGCGCGUAUUCGUAUGCGCCGUUUUCCGAUAAUUGAUGCUCUUUCGAUCAUGGGGCUUGUUGAUGAUCAGCCAUUUCUGAUACGGCAAUCUGAUCUUUGAUUGAGGUGACUUGUCAUUUCACGUUGCCACAUUUCAUUGUUGCCUGGGUAUGAUCGUGCGACCGUCGUUGUUGCCCGUAGCAACUGAAGUGUUUUGUGGCUAAGCAUGUGGAUUAAGGUCCAAUUCCCAGCAUGGAGGAAGCAGGAACAAUUAAGAGGGAGCAUUGUGCUUUGCGAUAGAAAUAAAGAAAGAAAAGUAGUACACCAGGCACGGAAGCGCAAAGCUUCGCUUGCCCCCAUUUUCCCGAUAGGGCAAGGGCUCCUGAAUUUUUUUUAGAACGCAUGAACGAGGUGUUACCAUACAUCGAUUUAAGUUCACGUUAAAAAUACUGCUAAAGUGUAUGGGCAGUCCCACCUGAGUCUGAAAAAAGGAUAUCAGCACGCUUUUUGUAGGAAGUGCAACAGUGGUGUCCAAAUGUUUUUUUUUUUUUUAAUUAUGAACUGUCUUUUCUAUACUUUACAGAAUUCCCCGAUGAUAAUUGAAAGGGGGGCUGGUUUUAACGUUAUCAUAGUAGCACUGUACUUUGAUGACGUUUUCAUCGUUUUCACAAAGAACUCACUGCAACAAAAUUUCACUUUGGCGGCUUUUUUAUUGUGCCCGUAAACAGCUCGUUUUAAACACAGUUUAAUGUAUUAAAAGAAGGAGUGCAUCAUAAAAAUGUUACGCAUCUAAAAAAAAGGUGUAAAAAAUGUGCUGUGUGAACGUUAACAAAGCAAUCUUGGGUAAAGCUGCAGGACUGAUAAUCAUCUGAUUGUCUUAUCAGCAGCCUUCAGGUAUCACAUAAGGAUUCAAUGCACACAGCUUGUGGUUAGCAAAUGUGAUCCCAGCUUGCACCUCCUGUGUUUUAGCAUGCAGCGAAAGUUUCUUUCGAUGUUCUGGGUCAUGCCUCUCUUCGAGCAAGGAGUAGUGGUGGAAUUUAAUGCAUAAAAAUUUUAGUAUUUGUCAUCAUCAGCAGCCUGACUACACCCACUGAUGUGCUGUAGUGCUUCCCUUUAAAAAUUAUGCUUCCAUAUGUCUGCAACAUAACAAAUGAGUGCUCUGAUCCGAGAGGUAGUGUGUUAUUGAAAUUGCAAGGAGUCUGCAAGAGAGGCAUGACAAGGAAUUUCACUUGUGGAUCGUGCAGUUACGCAGUUAUAGCGCGUUACUGUGCUGUACGUUUGGUGCACAAAGAAAGCGGGACGCUACAGUUGCUGCACCAAGUAACUAUACCAGGUUUGAAAGCAUAUCCUAGUGACCCCCACCCCCGCGAUUUUGAAAAGAGUGGUGGAUGGUGACUGGUGUUUUUUUCUAUAAGACGGCAUAACUUAGGAAAUGCUUGUGUACAUAUUUUACCAGGUUGUUACUUCCAAACUAGUGCUCAGUAUUUUUAAAUUACUGUACCGCUUGAAAGGCUUGCGUUGUGUUGUGGAAUGUUGGCUCCCAGAGAGUUGCCCUUUCGUUAAAUUUGCUUGUCUUGCUUCCAUGAUGUGAAUAAGGAGAUAACGAAGGUCGUAUUUGGUUGUGUUCUUUUUUUAAUUGCAAACUGUUGCAGAACUGGUCGACCCUUGUCUGUCCGAAAAACAUGUUGCUACUCUUCAGUAUAUCCACUUGGACAUUUUGCCAAGAACUGUGGCAACACCCCUGAAAAAAAGAAGGAAAGAAAAAAAAAAGCGAAGAGUCUCUUACUAUAUUGUGCAAAUAUCUUAAAAAGGGCUUGUACUUAAAAAGUACAGCUACACAGAAGUAGCGCUGGAUACGUGAUUUCGUAAGUCUACGGAUGCAAGAGCUAUGAAAGAGCGAUGUCUUAUUUACAGCCCGUACCUGGCAACAUGAGAAUUCAAUAGCGUAAAGUCGCAUCCUUGCGCGCAUUAUGUUCAUGUUUUUUGUAGCGUCCACGUCUAGUCCACAAGGUCAUUUUAACUUGUUGCUCAACAUUGUCAUUUUGUUUUUUUGUUUGUAUUACCAAAUUUUAUGCACGCAGUAGCCAGUAGCAUUUGCUGGCAUCACACAGGCAUGCGCAGAAUCCUUCAUUAGGAAGGGCGGAGCUUUGCCCCCUCCCCCCGUUUUUGGUUGAGUCCGAAAGAAAAGCUUUUGCGAUAAAUGCAAAAAUGAAAAUGAAGGGAUGACUUUAUUCUCACAGUGGCCUGUCUUUGGUUCCCCGCUAUACUCGCGGACAACUUUUCUUGGCAAUGAAGGGAAAGCUACGGGGGUGGAGCGUCUGCACAUGUAAUGCUACGCGAAGUAGUCCGGUUUGGCGCGCGUAACGCCGUGGAAAGUGAUGGCUAGCGUUGCAUUUCGACGCAAACGCUGCUCAGCGUCUAAGGUACGGGUAAAAGGCGCGACUUUUUCACGCACGCAAAAACGCAAAGUGACAACGUAUAAAGUAAAAGAAGUACAAAUAUCUCGCUUGUGAACGCUGCGUUCCGUCUCAAAAAGCUACAUGUAGAAAAUGAAGGAAUAUUUUAUAUAUCUCAUGCAGAAAAUAAGGACGCAAUUGUGGGACUACAUUCAUCAGUGGUAGGAUACGUGCAUUGUGGCUCUGUAGCCUUCGCUUCAUUGCCAAGAAAAGUUGUCCGCGAGUAUAGUUAAGAUAGGAAUUACACUUUUCGAAAUGCAACGUCAGGGGUCCUCGGCCGCCAUUAUCACCAAACACUUCCUUGGACAAAACCCUGCUCUUUAAACAAUGACGUGACUAGACCGCUUAUGCAAAGGUAUGGGGCAGACUUCGCGCCCCCUUUAGAUGACUAAAGAGGCGGGAAGGGGGGUCUUUUGAUAAUGUAGAAUAAUCCAUGUUAUUAAAAAAGACAAUCUUUUGUCAUUCUUUCAUUAUGAACCAGCUGGAAGAAGUUAUUGUGCAUCUGGAAUAACAUUUUUUUUUUUUUUUUGCAACUCCGGAAGAAUGUCUCUUGUAAUUUGUGCUGCAGCUUUUAUGAUGAGAUAGUUAGUGUGGUUGUGUCGCUCUGCUUUUGUUUGGGUCGUACCAUUUGUGUCUGGGAUGGAUCACUUAACCAGGAUUGCUACUUUCUUUCGGACAUGUUUCCUUUCCUUGCGUGCUUUUUAGGCACUCGUUUGUACGUGCUAAUGAGAAAGAACUGCAGUGGAUGAAAUUUGAGCUGACUUUGUGUUGGAACUCAUGCCCGUGCGACACAGUGUGGGCCAGAGUGACCUUUGCUCCAUGUUAGAACAUGCUGUGUCAUGCUGCUUCAGUAUUUUUAAAAAUGCACUCCGUUACAUGCAAUAUUUGCAUGACUGUUGGAAAACUAGUAAGUGUGCGUUUUGUUUCUAUGCACAAAUUCUGGAUUUGCAUUCCUUUGACUUGCCCCGAAGAAUGUCGGACUUUUCUGUGAAUGAUUACAAACUACACUCAUGGUCUCAGGUUUUAUGUCAACAAUGACCACAUGUAUUAUGAGUAUUAAUGCUAGUGAUAUUGUUUUGUAUUGUUAUUAUGCUUUCAAAGAUAAAAUAGAGUAGUAGAUUGUCAAUGUCGUCGGUACCUGACCAAAUGUUGAUUGUAGACAUCUAUUAAACGUCGUUCUAAUCGA
This is a messenger RNA of Rhipicephalus sanguineus (brown dog tick), 5783 nucleotides long. Its product is annotated as phosphatidylinositol N-acetylglucosaminyltransferase subunit H. Gene Ontology annotation, biological process: GPI anchor biosynthetic process. NCBI's taxonomy places the organism in Eukaryota, Metazoa, Arthropoda, Arachnida, Ixodida, Ixodidae. The transcript has 5 exons. The record is from RefSeq and is a predicted model, not a curated record. Bases 132 to 740 code for a protein of 202 amino acids. Gene Ontology annotation, cellular component: glycosylphosphatidylinositol-N-acetylglucosaminyltransferase (GPI-GnT) complex.